GAAACGAAUUCGAUUCAGAAUAGAACUGAAUUUGGACCAACACGUAGCAAGUGCUAGCGCGCGAAACGGUGUAUAUAAUUUCGUCUUUUCGUAUACCAUAUGCACGAGUAUAAGUUUUGACGUCGUGUGUAGAACACACACAACAGACCCCGAAUAAGAAGAAAACAAUCUCGCCACUGAGCCCACAUUGUUUUCUUCUCUUCUCUCUGUUUUAUGUUUUGAUUUUGGUUUUGAUUUUAUUUCAAAAACCUCCGACUUCGGUUCAGUUCUUCUUGUCGUUGGCGCUUCUGUUCGAAAGAAAAAAUAAACGUUGGUUCGUUCGCGCGACUCACUUUUGAUUUGAAAACUGUUUUUCGUUUUUUUUUUGUCUCUUGUUUAUCCUGUGUGUUAUCAUUUUUUUAAAAGGAAAAUCAAAGUUGUAAGAAAAAUAAAUAAUCCAAAAAUCGAAAAAAAGUGAAUUGCAUUACAUAAAUGCGUUAAAACUAAUUUUGUGUAUUAAGUUCAUUUGAGUGAAUAAAAUUGGCACGAAGAUAAAUCAGUUUCUUCAUUAAAAAAGUGAACUUGUGAGUUUGUUCGAUUUUGGUGCCGUUGGAAAAAAAAUGUAUUGCAUGUGCUGCAGCGACUGAGUGUUCCAAAGGAAAUUUUCAUACAUUUGUUACUAUACGUUCAUUUUGCUGCUGAAAUAUAAAUGCAAAAUUGAAAAAAGAGCGAAAGAGAAAGAAAAGCAUAGGAAAAAUAGAAAAAAAUUAAAAUAUCUGUGAUACAUAACCAUUUUUUUUAUUCGAUGGAAAUAAUAAUACGUAUAAGAGCAGCUACAUGAAGAGUUUGUCAUAAAUGUGUUGUAUGCCGAAAAGGUUUCAAAUGAAUGAUAGGACAACGAAAAAAGCCGGAAUUUCGCUACUUGUUCAUCGUGUGUGACGGAACAGCCAUUGGAAUAACUUCUGUUUCAACAUCGCAGUAGGAUUAGAACACCGCAUUUUCGAUCUUGCGGAAAAUUUGGCGUUUUUGGGUUUGAAAUUUUGGGCUCAGAGGCUGUGCGGUUCCAAUUUUAAUUUUCUAGACUAACGUCGUCAUUCGGUAGACAGACGAAUCGAUUUGACAACCUCUUCCGGUCUUUGAUUGGAGAAACUAACAAAUGUUUUCACGAUAAACGGACAAUUUUUUGAAACGCCGAUAUUUGUAGCGAUUUGCAGCCAACGAGAGAACCGACAUUGAGCUGGAAAUCGACCGACAAAACAUCGGACUAAUCUAUUUACACCGAUAUAAUAAUUUAAAAAAGAAAUAAAAAUUGAUAGCCAAACGGUACGACGAUCGUCACGAAUAGUGACAUCGAAAAUUCGCAACGAUUCCAAAAAAAUGUCGAGUGAACCAGACUGUACAGCAUCAUCUGGUGGCUCCGGAUUCAUACUCGAGUCCUCGUUGAGCAGCAUCAUCAACCAUCGAAAAAGCUCGAUCACAAAUAAGAUCAAUAACAACAACAACAACAACAACAACAACGAAGACACCGACUGUGACCUAGAAGGCGUCCACAACAAUAACUCAAAUCAUAACAGUGAUAGCAACAACAACAACACAAACAACAACGGCAACAAUACAAAUAGCAUUAAUCAUGUGUCAGCUGCAACGACAACUACUUCAAGCGGCUUGCUGGGCGAUAGUGCAUCGAAUUUGGACGGGAAAUUCAAUACAUUAAAAUGCGAUCGAUGUGAUAACUUUGAAACGAUAUCGCAUGCGCUGUUGUUGGUACACGUGGCUCAGUGUCGAGGCGAUGCAAACAGCGGUUCUAGUCGGCAGCAAUAUCCAAUGGAUGUGACAAACGCAAGCACCGAUAGUGGCAUCACUGAGGAUGCAACACAAUCGGUUAUGGAUAGCACAUCGGUGGCGGCCUCAUCGUCAACCAUCAACAUGAACAGCGACAGUAGCAGUUUGCAGCUGAAGCAAAAUACGGAUGGUAACAAUGGUAAUGUGGCGCAGAGGAAACUAUUUGAAUGUGAUGUUUGUAAUAUGAAAUUUUCGAAUGGAGCCAAUAUGCGAAGGCAUAAAAUGCGACACACCGGCGUCAAGCCGUACGAAUGUCGCGUUUGUCAGAAGCGAUUCUUUCGCAAAGAUCAUCUCGCUGAACAUUUUACAACGCACACAAAAACACUUCCGUAUCAUUGUCCGAUUUGUAAUCGUGGAUUUCAACGGCAAAUCGCAAUGCGAGCCCAUUUCCAAAAUGAACAUGUCGGCCAAAAUGAUCUCGUCAAAACCUGUCCGCUUUGUAAUUAUCGAGCGGGCACCAUGAAAUCGUUGCGAAUUCACUUUUUCAAUCGUCAUGGCAUCGAUCUUGACAAUCCCGGUCCAAAUGCACCAUCGUCGCUUCUACUCGCUUUAGACGCCUCAAAUGCGAGCAGCUAUUUGCCGUCAAUUGCUCUGGCAGCGGCAGCAGCUGCUGCUGCUGCCAACAGCAAUUCAGCACUCUCUCUCGCCAAUAACAACAGUAACAGUGUCGCCGCUUACAGUGAUAGUGGAGACUCGUUACAGGAUUCAUUGCGAUCAGCUGAAAAUGGAACGCCUCCCAUGCAUUUCUUGACACCGCAUGUCGAAAUAUCCAUGGCGGAUAACGAAAACUUCAAAUCGGAGCCCAUUCCAGCGAGCAUAAGUUCAGCACUCGAAAUUCAAGCGUGUCCAUCGACAAUGAACCGACCUUUGAAUGGCGGCUCACCAUCACCGCAUUCGGCUGAUUCCAAUGCGCCAACCAGCUCCCAAUCAUUGAUUAGUAGUGCUUUACAAAGCUCGCGUCAAAGUUUGCUUCAUGAUGGACAAAUCACGCCAUCGAUUAGUCUUAUACCAAUUAAACAGGAGCCCGGUUGUGAUGACUAUGAAAGUAUGUCGAAAUCAUCGCGUCAGUGUGUUGAUCAGCAAUCAUCAUCAAUGCAAAAUAUGAACUCCAUUACAACCAAUUCCGUAGAAUCCAGUGCAGCGUCUUCAUCGAGCCUGACCUCUUUAAUCAAAGUGUCUCCUUUGAAAUCGCUAUUACGUGAAGAUUUGAAAAGGCGAAUAUCGGCGCGGGCAAGCAACCGUGCAUCUCGAAACAAUAACAAUGCCAAUGGAAAUAGCGAAAGCACUAGCAAUGGAACAAACAGUAGCAGCGCAAAUAGUUCGACUACAUCCAGCACAGCCUCAACUCAAAAUACAUCAUCGUCGAUGUCGUUCAGUAAAAUUGGCAGCAGUGCAUCGUCCAUUGCAAAUACGAUGAAUGCAAUCAGCCAACAUUUGUUGUCCAAUUCCUCAAUUACUGUCACUACGGAAUCGACCACAACAUCGUCUGGCUCUUAUAACGGAACAACGUCACGGAGUCCAUUGGCAGCGGUGGCAACAACAUCAAACGGUGCAAUCACAUCGACGGGCACAUCGGAGACCGAACUUUUGUUGGCCGCAGUAUCGAGUGGCCAUCGAGGCAAACGGAUGCUUCAGUGCCUAUUUUGUGGUAUUGAAUUUCCCGAUCAAACCCUCUAUUUCUUGCAUAAAGGUUGUCACAGCGAGAGCAACCCAUGGAAGUGCAAUAUAUGCGGCGAACAAUUGAACAAUGUCUACGAAUUCAAUUCGCAUUUGUUGAGCAAGAGCCAUCAAUAGAAUUGGUUCAGUUCGUUCGUGUCCGCACGAGCGAAUUUAAUAUCCAGAGUAUUAUCGGAACACACAAUCAUCAACCAACUGCUUGCAUAUGAAAUGCAACAAUGAUGAUUCACCUAAAACUAUAGCGCACACACAUCCCAAAAAACGAUUGUUUUUUUUUUGCAUAUAAAAAACAGAGUCAAACGAUCAAAUGGAUUUUAAAUCGAAAUUGAGAAACAUGUUGCGAUAAACGACAAACAAAGAAUUAAAUACUGACAAACGAACGGAGUACGUUCAAAAAUAAUUCCAAACGGAAUUUUUAGAUGCUCUGGCCAAUACGACAAACGAUAGAAACAACAGAAAAUGCUGAACAUAUACAUUCCAGAAAGAAAUAGCAACAACAACAAUAAAAACAACAACAUGAAAAACUCCCAAGAAAUCACCAAUGCAGAUAUUUUUAUUCAUAUAUACACACAUACAAAUAUUUCAUAUAUUUUUUGAAAAAAUAUAGAACAAAAGCAACAACAAA
Messenger RNA from Sitodiplosis mosellana (orange wheat blossom midge), 4123 nucleotides. Its product is annotated as protein sister of odd and bowel. Bases 1357 to 3615 code for a protein of 752 amino acids. NCBI's taxonomy places the organism in Eukaryota, Metazoa, Arthropoda, Insecta, Diptera, Cecidomyiidae. The record is from RefSeq and is a predicted model, not a curated record. The transcript is spliced from 13 exons. Gene Ontology annotation, molecular function: DNA-binding transcription factor activity; RNA polymerase II cis-regulatory region sequence-specific DNA binding. Gene Ontology annotation, biological process: regulation of transcription by RNA polymerase II.